AUGAAUAUCAUCUUGGGUCUCCUCCUGCUUCUGUUCACCAUCAUCUACUCCUACUUGGAGGCACUGGUGAAGGUUUUCUUUCCCCGAAGGAGAAAAUCUGUGGCUGGGGAGGUUGUUCUCAUUACAGGAGCCGGGCAUGGAAUAGGCAGGUGGACUGCCUAUGAAUUUGCAAAACGGAAGAGCCGACUGGUUCUGUGGGAUAUUAAUAAGCGCGGUGCUGAGGAAACGGCAGCCGAAUGCAGGAAACUGGGGGCCACUGCGCACGUGUAUGUGGUGGACUGCGGUAACCGAGAAGACAUUUAUAACUCUGUAAAGCAGGUAAAGAAAGAAGUGGGAGAUGUAACCAUCCUGGUGAAUAAUGCUGGGACAAUAUAUCCAGCUGACCUUCUUAGUACCAAGGAUGAUGAGAUUACCAAAACUUUUGAGGUCAACAUCCUAGGACACUUUUGGAUCACAAAAGCACUUCUUCCGUCCAUGAUGAAGAGAAAUCAUGGCCACAUUGUCACAGUGGCUUCAGUGUGUGGCCAUGGAGUGAUUCCUUAUCUUAUUCCAUAUUGUUCCAGCAAAUUUGCUGCUGUCGGCUUCCACAGAGCUCUGACAUUAGAACUUGAAACCUUGGGGAAAACUGGAAUCAAAACUUCGUGUCUCUGCCCAGUUUUUGUGAAUACUGGGUUCACCAAAAACCCAAGCACAAGACUAUGGCCUCUUUUGGAGACAGAUGCAGUUGCAAGAAGCUUGAUAGAUGGAAUACUUACCAAUAAGAAGAUGAUUUUUGUUCCAUCAUAUUUCAAUAUCUAUAUAAUACUAGACAAAUUUCUUCCUGAACGUGCCUUGGCAGCUAUGAAUCACUUACAGAACGUUCAAUUUGAAGCAGUGAUUGGCCACAAAACCAAAAUGAAAUGAAUAAUGGAGCUCCAGCCAGAGAUGUCUGCACCUUAAUGAUGUAAAUCUAAGUUUAGAAUCAAUGCUUCAAAGCUUAAUUUCACAUUUUUCAAUACUGUUAAUAUAAAAAAAAAACAUUAGUUUGACAUCAGCAGCAAAGGAACAAGACUAAUUACCUGUCUAUCUCAAGAAUAUUAAUGUAGCUUUAACAGUCAGAUCCAAUUUCAUUCCAUGCCCCUUAAAAACUUCUGUGCUUAUAUAAACAUACUCAAAAGGCCUCUUUUCUUCAGAUAUUUUGUUUUUUUUUUCUUUCUGCUUCAAUGGGAACAAAGCCACCUCCCGGAGAGUAAAUACAAAGAGAAGUUAUUUACACAGGGAAGGUUGAAGACCUUGUCAACAUGUACACCAUGUGAGCUAGCAGUUAGAGAUGAGGUUUAAGCAGGCUGCAGUGCUCCAAAGGACAAAGAGGUUACUUCUAUGAAAUUCAACAUUUGGAAGCUUUCACUGGCUUCUCCCUUUUCAGCAGCCCAAAACAGUGCAACGGUAUUCUGUAGUUUCUUGCUUGAUUCUGUCCUUUGUAUCACUCUUAUAUCCACCAAGAGUGGACACUAUACUUUCUGCCCUUUUCAUAACCUCUUAAAAUACUAUGACCUUAUAAAACCUGACUCUCCUUGAAUCUCAGAAUAUCUGAAAUUUUAACCCCAGGAUAAACCCCUCUUUAUUUGUAGUUUAUGCUUUCACAUAUCAUUGGUACCAGAGAUGUUUAGAUAGUUUUGAGCUUCAAAAAUGAAAACUAACACAGAAAAAAGAAUUAGGCUGACUACCCAAUACUAGACAGUAGAUCUAAGAGAUAAAAGAGUGUUCUCUUUAAAGAUCUGAUUCCCACUACAGCAAGAGUAAUCUUGUUUUUGUGUUUUUCUCAUAUAUAAUAGACUGCUUUUCCAUCAACUA
Molecule: messenger RNA, 1833 nt
Organism: Neomonachus schauinslandi (Hawaiian monk seal)
Lineage: Eukaryota; Metazoa; Chordata; Mammalia; Carnivora; Phocidae
Gene: HSD17B13
Product: hydroxysteroid 17-beta dehydrogenase 13
Exons: 7
Coding region: 1-903 (300 amino acids)
Cellular component (GO): lipid droplet
Molecular function (GO): oxidoreductase activity, acting on the CH-OH group of donors, NAD or NADP as acceptor
Source: RefSeq, a predicted model, not a curated record